AUGGAUCAAAGAAUGGAAGAGAUGAAGUUCAUGGGAUUCUCAAGCAUCAUCUCUCACUCCUUCAAAACAAUCUUCACAUGGAAAAAAACUUUCUCCCUAAUCACCCUCACUCUAAUCCUCCCUCUCACACUCAUCUUCAUUGCUCACAUGCAAUUCUCAUACUUCUUCUAUGAUCAAAUCGAACCCAACCCAUUCCAACUGUUCCUAGGCGCAUUCGACAGUUACAAAUCAUAUUACAACCAGAAUACCACCACCGCAGACGACUGGCGCAGCUACUUCCUCUUCAAAUUCAUCACUCUAGCCAUCAUCACCAUCUUAUGUGUUCUAUCCACCGCAUGCAUCGUCUACACGAUCGCAUCGGAUUACACAGGGCGUGAAGUCACCUACACUAAGUCCAUGAAGGUUGUACCAAAGGUUUGGAAGCGACUCACACUUACUCUCCUUUGUAUGUACCUUUCGUUAUUCGCCUACGCUUUGAUUGCUUCAGUAGCUAUCUUUGUAUGUAGUUCCGUGGUUACUCAAGGGCCAGGCAAUGUGUUUAUGUUAAUCUAUGGAAUCAUUUAUAUCUAUUGGUUCUUGUAUUUGAGUAUCAUCUUGCAGAUCGCUUCGGUGGUGAGUGUAUUAGAAAGUUCAUAUGGGAUAAAGGCAAUGAUCAAAGCAAUGGAUCUAAUGAAUGGGAAAAGGAAAACCGCGUUAGCGGUUUCCUAUGUGUUGUAUCAGUUUUUGGUAUGUGUAGUGUAUGUGUAUAUGGCGUUUGUUGUGUACAACAACGCGGGUUUGAGUCCUGUGUGGCGUGUGGCGAUAGGGAUCAUAUGUGGGCUUUUGUUUGUGGUCAUCUUCUUGCUAUUUGUAGCGAGUGAAACGGUGCUUUAUUUGGUGUGUAAGUUGCAUCAUGGUGAGACUAUUGAUCCGACGAGUUUGUCGACGUAUUUGAGUUCUUAUUUGAGCGAUUCGCGACCAGUUUUUAGAACUGGUGAAGAUAUUCAACUUGGAAGGCCUCAAAAUCAACUAGUGUCUCAUGUUUAA
Helianthus annuus (common sunflower) is the source of this 1026-nucleotide messenger RNA. RefSeq lists its product as uncharacterized. The coding region runs from base 1 to 1026 and encodes 341 amino acids. The transcript has a single exon. NCBI's taxonomy places the organism in Eukaryota, Viridiplantae, Streptophyta, Magnoliopsida, Asterales, Asteraceae. The record is from RefSeq and is a predicted model, not a curated record.